Molecule: messenger RNA, 834 nt
Organism: Juglans microcarpa x Juglans regia
Lineage: Eukaryota; Viridiplantae; Streptophyta; Magnoliopsida; Fagales; Juglandaceae
Exons: 2
Coding region: 1-834 (277 amino acids)
Source: RefSeq, a predicted model, not a curated record
AUGUCUACUGAAAUUCGUACUUUGGAGGAUAAUUCUACUUGGACUCUUGAGACAAUUCCCCCAGUAAAAAACUCAUUGGUUGUAAAUGGGUUUUCAAAACUAAGAUCAAAGUCGAUGACUCCAUUGAUAGGUUUCCAUCAGUUUCAGGCCGAUCAUUCUUUAUUUACUCUUGUCAACUCCACUAGCAUUACCCUUGUUCUUAUUUAUGUUGAAUAUAUACUAGUUGCUGGUAACGAUACCUCUCAGAUCGAGUUUUUUAAAGGACUCAUCUCCACCCAUUUCAAAACUAAAGACCUUGGUUCUUUAAAAUAUUUUCUCAGACUUGAAGUUACUCGCUUUCACAAUGGCAUCUUCCUUAAUCAGCACAAAUAUGCUCUUGAUGUUCUUUCCGACAGUGGACAACUCUGUGCCCACACUGCUCAUUUUCCUAUGGAACAACACUUGAAACUCAGCACCGAAGACGAUGAUUUCCUCCCUGAUCCCUGCCCUUACAGACGCUUAGUUGGCCGACUCAUCUAUUUGACUAUCACCCGAGCUGACAUCGUCUAUGCAAUCAAUACUUUCAGUCAGUUCAUGUAUGCUCCUCGAGUUCCUCACAUGGCUGCUGCUACUCGUGUUCUCUGCUACAUCAAAAGCGGCCCAGGCCAAAGCAUCUUCUUCCCUUCCUCUAGAUGUAUGCAUGUCACGGCAUACACUAAUUCUGAUUGGGCCAGCUGCCCCAUCAUCCAUUGUUCCACCAUCGGAUACUUAAUUCAGUUAGGGACCAAUCCAAUCUCAUGGCGUACAAAGAAACAGACUACAGUAGUAAGGUCUUCUGCCGAUGCAGAAUAUUGA